UGCUCCCUCCGUGAGCGUCGUCGUCUAACUUGGUCACAGAUCUUGUAAGCUUGGCUUGGUGUAAGCAGAGAUAUGGAUACUACAAAGAAGUAGGCCAAGUCAUCUUAGAUCUGAGAAGGUCAAAGAAGAAGGGACACGGGACGAUUUGGAAUGGAUUGCUCUUACGUAGCUACAAUUCCAUUCGUGUUUGACAGCUGACUGUGGACUGUUUUACUGCAGCUUGAUCAAAUCGUUGACUUCUGUUUAGAACAUCUACUUUCGAGUUGGUCAGUUUAUGAGCUCUUGGAUUGAAAUGGACUUGACACAUUUUUGGAUUUGACGAGGAAAGGUUACUGUUUAAAGCAAUACAGAACAAUGAAUUCCCUGACUUGCGAGAUAAACGGCUUCUCUAAAAAUAGACUGAAAAAGCAGAGCACGCGGGUAACCACUGUAACCGGGCGGCGGCUGAUUGAGACCCGGGGUAAGGACGGGGACGUUCAGCAGGUCGAAGAGCCAUCGGAUGCAGCCUUCGGAUUCGUUGAAGAUAGCUGCUUGGACCUGCAAGUCGGGGUCGUCCGGCCAUUUCUGUUGCUUUCCUCUCAGGAUGCUGCACAUGACCUGGAUGUUCUGAGGAAGUUCAAGGUGACCCAUGUCCUGAAUGUAGCCUACGGUGUGGCCAACCCCUUCCCCCACCUCCUCCACUACAGGACCGUCACCCUGUUGGACCUCCCAGACACAGACAUCACCUCCUACUUCCCGGAAGGCUGUGCGUUCAUAGAGGAGGCCAGGGCAGAGGAAGGCGUGGUCCUGGUUCACUGUAACGCCGGAGUGUCACGCUCUUCCUCCAUGGUGAUAGGCUACCUCAUGACAAGGGAGGGGCUAGCAUUCGAUGAUGCCUUCAGCCAAGUGAAGGCUGCCAGGCCGUCUAUCUGCCCCAACCCAGGCUUCCUCCUGCAGCUGAAGAACUACGACCCCCAGGCUUCCACUAGCAGCUAAAUAACUCUAAGCUAAGGAACUAGGCUUCUGACAGCAGCUCCAAUACCCAGGCUUUCUUGGUGAAAACUCCCAAUUCCCUAGAACAGCUGAGGAAUUGAAGACAAACAUUACAUUUACAUUUUCUUUUGUUUGUAUCUGUUUUAUAAGAAAAGUUUACUAAGUGCCAAAUAAAUUAAGAUUUAUAUAAUAAAUAAAUGCUGUUCCUGAGGUGAAUUCUGUGUCUUCUACCCUUCAACUGAGAAUGAGUGGAUUCCCCCCCAAAAAAUAUUCCUAUGCUGUUUAGCCACCAGAUGGUGCCCUCACCAUUCUUCAGUCAGGUGUCUUAACGAUGAGACGUUAACUGAAUGAAAUGUGUUUUCACUGUGUUUGGUUUGCUGCACCAGUUAUGUAUUAGGUUGAGGUACCAUUCUGUGGGAAAGUAAAUCAAAUCUAACUUUAUUUAUAUAGCACAUUUCAUACCAGAAGGCAACACAAUGUGCUUCACAGAGGCGAAUGCAAACACACAUUUUUCAGAGGGAAGCAAAAAAACAGAUCACCCAUGUAUUGAGUCCUAAAAGCUCUCAGGAACAGGGCUCAACGUGGUUUUUGGUCUGAUGUCUAACGUGUGGAUGGGCAGUAAGCUGGAUGUUUCUCUGACGGCGAGGGUCAGUUGUGGGGUAGUUGUGUUCUGGUUUCAUGUGAGGAUGUCUGAAAACAGACCACAGUCUACUCCCACCACCCAUUGUUUCAAUGAUUAUACUGUCUCCACAUCUGAUUUUCUCCCCCAUCUUUCAGCCUUAUAUCAGUCUUUCUACCCUUCUUUCUCUCCCUAACCGCUUGGUUCCAGGAGCUGAGAGUCGUUAGCAAAAACCUAAUGACUCGUAGGAACAGAGGGAUUUCAUGAUUUGAGACCGGCUUUGAGACUAUCACCUCACCGCCUCUCUCCCCCUCUGUCUCAAUUUCUCUCUGCCUCUCACUUUGUCUGUUUCGGUUCUCUUUCUCUCCUUCCAUCAUUCCCUCUUUUGCUCCAUCUGUCUGUCUCUCUGUAUUAUUACCUGUCUCUCCAUCUCUGUCUCUCUGUAUUUAUUACCUGUCUCUCCAUCUCUCUCUCUCCCCAUCUUGCUCUGUAUUUAGCUAUCCACUCAGAAUAUGCAAGUUCUAGUAGUUCUGUUAUUCUUUGUAGUAAUAGUGCUAACCCUAAGUACUGGGUUUACUAUACUAUUAAUGUAACCACACAGAACUAUUAGUACUAGUAAUGUUAUUUGUACUGGUAUCAGUAAUAGAAGUAGUAGUGUUGGUAGUAUUAGUUGUAACAGGGAUAGUGAUAUGAGUAGUAUUCCUGCUGUCUGUAUCCUGUCAGGAAAAGGGUAGAAAUAACUGCAGAGCAGUAUUUCUGAGAGAAUGAUGGAUGAGACUGUCUUAAGAUAGAAAUUGACAAAGACUUCAGUCACCAAAGUGUGUGUUUCCUGUUUUGUGGAUUCUGGACACGGGACCAUGGUCAGGAGAAAAACACCACCCUGCUCUCCGCAGACCACACACACACACACAUAUAGUGUAACAUGACAUCGAAGUGGCCUGUGCUAUUUCAUCCUUCAGUAACUCUGUUGAUUGAAUUUCAGACUUGUUGUGUUGUUUCCUGUUUCCCCUCUCCUCUGGUUCUCUUCUCUGCUUCUCCCCAUUCCUUCUGUCUUCUGUCAAACCAUCUUUUCUUCUCUUCUCUCCUCCCUUCUUCUUUCCUGCACAUGGUUUGUUUACACCUGAAUUGACUUGACCCAGUUGUCACCUUGGCAACCCAGUCUCCAGGAGCACUAACACUUUUUCCCUGAUUAUUCCAAUGUAGCUCUUUCCACCUUCUUCACUGUCUGCCUCAGGGCCUGCUUCUGAAAUCCUUACUGCUUGUUUUGCCGUCUACUUACUGCCUUCUGGUCUGUUAACUCUACCGCCUGCUUCCCUGUGUUGUGUGUGUGUUUGUGUAUGGGUGUGUGUAUUAGUGGUGAUUGGGGUCUGUUGGAGCAUGCUUUGUAGCUCCAUCGUGAUUUGACCAGUGACAGGUAGGGGAUGGCGGGGGAGGGUGUCUAGGAAAUAGCCAAUCGAAGAGCUGAUUGAUGAACGUGUGCAAUAGACUGGAAUGCAUCAGCACCUUCCUCCCUUGGAACUAGGAAGUGGGAGUGAGAGAGAGACAGGGAGAGGGAGUUGAG
Osmerus eperlanus (European smelt) is the source of this 3152-nucleotide messenger RNA. RefSeq names its product dual specificity protein phosphatase 19-like. Gene Ontology annotation, molecular function: JUN kinase phosphatase activity. Lineage: Eukaryota; Metazoa; Chordata; Actinopteri; Osmeriformes; Osmeridae. The record is from RefSeq and is a predicted model, not a curated record. The transcript has 5 exons. The coding region runs from base 355 to 975 and encodes 206 amino acids. Gene Ontology annotation, biological process: protein dephosphorylation; regulation of MAP kinase activity. Gene Ontology annotation, cellular component: cytoplasm.